UGGGACCAAAGCCGCGCUAUACCCGCCCGCUGUACCUGCCUCUUCCUCGCCUCCACUCGACAUCACCGAGGCCAUACGCCACGGGACGAGAGGGCCAAGAACUGCCGGUGAUUUCCACCUCGUGCUUCCAGCCUCCAAGCCCGCUGACCUCACCUGCGGCGGAGUCGGCGUUUUCCCGGCUGCUGCCGGGGCUGGGAAUGCGGAGGGGCUGUGCCGCAGCGGUGGCGGGAGCGAUGCUGGGCGGGCAGGCGGGUAGGCCUUUUGCCUCGCAGGUGCCGUGUCCCUCGCCCGCUGCCGGCCCUGCCCCGGACCGGGCUCUGGUUUCUUUGAAGACCAGGCAUCUCAAAGAGACCAGACAGACCUACAUUUUAACAAAGAAGAUGGAGAAUAAUCAUUUUCUUCACUUGAUGUACAAAGUUAGAGCUGAAGAAGCCAGCAACUUGGAUGCACCAAUGGGUACAGACAAACGGGCCCCAACAAAAGCUUGCUCUCUCUAGACGGAGAAGCAUGAAGACUUCAAGGAACUAAAUGUUAAUAUGGAGAAUGAUUUUAAGACUGACUCAUCAUUAUCUACCUUUGCUCUUCAAAGUUCUUCAGAGACAUUGUUUUCUAUUCAGCUAUUAGAUUUCAAAACAAGUUUACUGGAAGCAUUAGAAGAAUUACGUAUGAGACGGGAUGCAGAAAUUAAAUAUGAAGAGCAGAUUGGUAAAAUUAUUGUGGAGACACAAGAACUGAAAUGGCAUAAUGAAACUCUUCAGAAUCAAAAGGAAAUGUUAACAAAGCAGCACAAAGAAGCAAUGGCAGUUUUUAAAAAGCAGUUUCAGAUGAAGAUGUAUGCUUUGGAGGAAGAAAAGGGAAAAUAUCAGCUUGCUACAGAAAUAAAAGAAAAAGAAAUAGAAGGAUUAAAGGAAACAUUAAAAAUGUUACAGGUUUCUAAAUAUUCUUUACAGAAGAAAGUGAGUGAAAUGGAACAAAAAGUCCAGUUACAUCUUUUGGCUAAAGAAGAUCAUCAGAAGCAACUGAAUGAAAUUGAGAAGCACUACGCCACAGUAACAGGCCAGUUUGGAAUGGUAAAAGAGAAUCACGAAAAGUUAGAACAAAAUGUACAGGAAGCAAUACAGUUAAACAAAAGACUUUCAGCUUCAAAUAGAAAACAAGAAUCUGAAAUAUGCAGUUUGAAAAAGGAACUAGAAAAAGUAACCUCAGACUUGAUAAAGUCCAAAGUCACAUGGCAACAUAAGAUGGGAGAAGAAAACAUCAGUUUCACAGUUAAAGAACAAAAAUUUCAGGAACUUCAAGAAAGACUCAACAUGGAGUUGGAAUUCAAUAAGAAGAUGAAAGAAGAGAUUACCCAUAUUCAAGAAGAAAAACAGGAUAUCAUCAUUUCAUUUCAACAUAUGCAGCAGUUACUCCAGCAACAGACUCAAGCUAAUACUGAAAUGGAAGCAGAAUUGAAGAUGCAAAGAGAAAAUAAUCAGACCCUUGAAAGAGAUAAUGAGCUGCAAAGGGAGAAGGCAAAAGAAAAUGAAGAAAAGUUUCUUAAUCUUCAAAAUGAGCAUGAGAAAGCCCUAAGAACUUGGAAGAAGCACGUUGAAGAACUUAAUGGAGAAGUUAAUGAGAUUAAAAAUGAGUUAUCUUCACUUAAAGAAACUCAUGUUAAGUUGCAAGAACAUUACAAUGAAUUGUGUGAUCAGAAGUUUGAGGAAGACAAUAAGUUUCAGACUUUUCCAGAAGUAAAUACUGAAGACAGUAAAAUGACAAUGGGGAAAUCACAAAAUACCAUACAGAAAUUUAAUUCUGGGCAAGAAAUAAGGGAAGAAAAUAUUGGGAAUUUUUGUUUUGAUUCUGAAUAUAGAGAAAAGGAAGAAAAGAAAGAAGGCCCACUUAUAGAAGAAAUCAUUAUAGAAGAUUCACGGCAUACUGACAAACUCUCCAAGAAUGAAGUUGACACGGCUAUACCUCAAGACGAAAAUCAGAGUGAACUCUCCCUAAGCAAAACCCUCUGCAAAGGAAAAGAAUUGAUUAGUCAAGGGCAAACUUCGAAUGUUACUGACUUUAGAAAAUCAGUUAAUACGGAAAUUAAAGACAAGGUGGACUUGGAAAAAGGCAGUGGAUGUGCAGAAUUUAAAUCACCAAAUAAUUCUUUUUUAGUGGCAGAUAUAUCCAUAGAAACAGAGAACAUUCACCUAGAAAGAACUGAAGUAGAUGUUCACCAGGCAGAUUUACAUCUGGAGGUUGAAAAUCACAGAACACCAUUUAACAGCAUCUUAAAUGAUGUGGCUCAUGGUACAAAUCAUAAAAAAGAUGUUUCUGAACAAUAUUUUAGAUUGCUUCCAGGAACUCAACAAAAUGCCACAGACAAGGGAAUUACAAAUAGUGACCAAACCAAAACAGAUUUGGAUUCAUCUCUGAAUGUAAAAGAGAAAUACAGUUUACAUGAUUACUACAUUACAAGUAGUGUUAUCUUAGAGGAUAAACAGUAUAAAACAGAGCCAAUACAAUUGUUACAUAAAAAAAGUGAGUGCAGCACAUUAUCGUUUAAACCAACCUCAGAUGUUCAGCAAGGCUGUACCGAUACUUCUGAGAAACCCGGACCAACUAUUCCCUUUGACACUGCAGUCAACCACCCCGUUCCAUCUGCUGUUUUCAGUGAUAACUUGAAAGUACUUUUUAAGGAUUCAGAUAAAAAUGGUACUGUUAUGCCUGUAUUGGUGAAAUCCAGCUCAAGCCCUGGGGGAAGAGCUGUGUGUAAACCCCCGACUGAUACACAAAACAGUCAGUUUAAGAACUGUGUGGGGUAUUUAGAAAACAGUGUGAACAUUUCCCACCUUCAAUUUAACAGUGAGAGUAUAAAUGCUUCACAAGCCAAAGACAGGAAAACUGCCGUUCAUGCGAAAACUUCCACAGAAAUACAGUUUUCCAAUAAAGAGAGUCAUGGUGAUGGGAAUCAGAUAACUGAAGCCACAGAAAAUGACCUUUCCCUGUUUGUGGAUGUUAUUGAAAGACAGCAUGCUCUGCCAAAUAAUACUGAAAAAACAGAGUCAUUAAAUGACAUUGUUUCAGGAAGAUUUUACAGUGAGGGACAGCUGGAAGAAUCAUGUUCAUUUCACAUACAGCCAUCUGGAGAUUUAGUAAACAGAAGUGGCAGGUUGGCCUUUGAUCUUUUAACUUCAGAUAAAAAAACUGAGAAAACUCCAGGAUAUGUGAAUUUUUUAGACCCCAGUCCUUGGUCAAAAGUAAAUCAAACUGAAAGUCAAACAGUGAGCGCUUCAACUUCCAGCAUUCCUUUGUCGCUGAAGGAGAGACCAGUAGGCCCAUCAGAAAACGAAAAGAUUGUUUCAGUGACACUUUGCGUAGAUGUGGGUGUGGGUGAUGUCAGCAAGGAUAUUGGGCCAGAUACUACCAGCAUUAACAGAGUUGCUGACACUUUGAAUAACUCCGCUAUCCAUCCAGAUCCCAAGGGAGAGACCAGUGAAGAGAGGAAUGCAACUGCAGAGACUUUUUAUGAUUCCUCUUUUCCCACAGAACAUGUGAAAACAAAGCCUCUGAACUCAGCUCUGCAAAGCCGUUUUCAGAUUGUCAAGAUUAAAGACACUAAGGAUUUAACUGUGUCUUCUACUGGGGAAGAUGACUGGCAGAGCCUGCUAACAAAUCAAGUAAAUGAAAUUGAAAAGUACCUAGUCUUAGAAAGUGACAACCCAACUAAAAAGAGAAAAGCAGAAGAGAUGUUGGAAAAAACAGAUUAAAGUAAUUUCAGUGGUGAAACAGUAUAUUGACGUGGUUUUAAGCAAAAUGACUGUUACAUUUACAGCUUUUUACAGAUGUAUUGCUCACUUUUCCAGCUUUUUCUGAUGUGACGAAGUCACUAUUAUGUUUUUGCUCAGCAAAUGCUUCAUUUAAGAUAGCUGAGACUGCCAAGUUUGCUGUCAGCAUCCAGUUCCCCUUCAAGUUCUCCAUAUAUCCUUUCAUCAAAGCUCUUGUAGCACCUUCAAAACCCUCCCUCGUAGAACACAACUUCAGUAUUGUACACGACAGACACAGUGACUCCCUCUGUAACUCACUACUGUAUAUCCUCUGAUUGUGAUUUCCUUUUCUUUGAA
Artibeus jamaicensis (Jamaican fruit-eating bat) is the source of this 4100-nucleotide messenger RNA. It is a transcript of the gene CCDC73, whose product is annotated as coiled-coil domain containing 73. Lineage: Eukaryota; Metazoa; Chordata; Mammalia; Chiroptera; Phyllostomidae. The transcript is spliced from 20 exons. The record is from RefSeq and is a predicted model, not a curated record. The coding region runs from base 537 to 3746 and encodes 1069 amino acids.